Molecule: messenger RNA, 896 nt
Organism: Paramecium sonneborni
Lineage: Eukaryota; Ciliophora; Oligohymenophorea; Peniculida; Parameciidae
Source: the annotation of a GenBank genome assembly
AUGAAUUUAAUAAUAUCAACUAUAAAUAAUGUUGACCAGACUAGAAAUCCAUCCAGUUUCAAUAUUAAUUAAAUGGUAAUGUGGAAUAUUUUAAUAGGCUUAACUUUAGGAAUCAGAAUUUUAGCCUAUUUGGCAUUUCAUUUAAUAUCCAGUCCACCUGAAACAUGUAAAUAAAUAACAAAUCUAAAUGACUUUUAUGAUUAUUAUAUAUUUAUUUUAAAUAUGAUUAAAAAAAAAUAAUUAGAAAGCUUUUUAUAGUAAGUACCUGAUUUUGAAGGCAAACCUAAUUGGAAUCUUGAAUAACAUAUGACACCACCUUCUUUUGCUACUGAAAUAAUCUAAUUAAUUCUAAAUGAAGAAUCUCUAGAAAAUUUAAUAUGUGCAGAUUUUGGAUGUGGAACUGGCAUGUUAACAGCUGGUUUAUUGUGUUGCAAUGUAGCUCAUGUUUUUGCUUAUGAAUUUGAUUAAAAAGUGGCUUAAGAUACUUUAUAAACUUUAUAAGAAAUGCAUGAUGGAGCAUUUGAUUUAAUUAUUACAAAUAUUAAGCAUCAUAAAUUUCCAUCUUAAAAAGUUGAUUUAAUAUUAAUGAAUCCUCCUUUUGGUACUAAAGAAAUCAAUAUUGACACAGUAUUUUUGCUUUAAGCAUUCUAACAUUCUAAAGGGAAUGUAUAUUCAAUACAUAAAUCUUCUACUAGAUAAUAUUUGGAGAAACUAGCCCUAGAAAAUAAAAGAACUUUCAAAGUACUUAAGGAAUUUUAAUUUCCUUUACCCAAAAAAUUUAUGAAAUAUCACAAAAAAGGUAUCAAGAAUAUUCUAUUUUAGAUCUUGCAUUUACAUAAGUUGAUUUCAUUAAGUUUGGCAUUUUAAAGUAAAAAGAAGAUAAAUAAGAAAUCUGA